This is a messenger RNA of Cercospora beticola, 2894 nucleotides long. RefSeq lists its product as uncharacterized. Lineage: Eukaryota; Fungi; Ascomycota; Dothideomycetes; Mycosphaerellales; Mycosphaerellaceae. Gene Ontology annotation, molecular function: sequence-specific DNA binding; phosphorelay response regulator activity; DNA-binding transcription factor activity. The record is from RefSeq and is a predicted model, not a curated record. Gene Ontology annotation, biological process: phosphorelay signal transduction system; regulation of DNA-templated transcription.
CGCCCUAUAGUCUAUACUACUGGCCCCUGUACAACUCUGAUGACCUACCCUUUGUGACCGCCUUGUGCAGUCGUUGGUACUUCUUCCCACAGAGCUGUCUUGACCAGCUGCGCCGUGUAUUGGUGACGUACCCGUUCACACCGAAGGCGCUUCUCUUUCCGUGUGCUGAUCGACACCGUCCCCGGCCACCAAUCUACGAGCAGUCGGCUCGAUUCUUCCUCGUCUCCAAGAAGCGCAUCUCCGUUUGUCGCUACCACCGCCGCGCGCGCCCGCCUCUCCCUCGAGUCUCUUCCGUUAUUGCGCAGAGUCUGGCCCUCUGCAUAGCAUACCAUCCGAUUUUGUACCCUUUCCACAUUCCUGAGUACCAGCUCGCCGGGCGAGCCUUCUGCGCGCUUCCGCUUGCACACACCACACCCGGCGCAGGGCGAUUGGAGUUGCGACAGACGCAAAUGACAUAGGGCCGAGGUGUCGCGCAGUGCACGCACGCAGCCGCCCGGAUUCGGACGACGCUGUGCUUUCUCUGCCACGAGGCCACCGACGCCGUGCGGGCGCAUGUGGAGGACCCUUUUGUGCGCUGCGACCGGACCGCCGUAGAGACAGACCGCCAUCAUGGACAGUCAAUCGGGCCAAGGGGCCAGCAACAGCAGCGACUUUGUUCGCAAGCUUUACAAAAUGCUUGAGAGACCACAGGAUGAAAGCGUCGUUCGAUGGGGCAAUGAAGGUGACAGCUUCGUGGUAUUGGAGAACGAGAAGUUCACCAAGCAUAUCCUGCCUAAACACUUCAAGCACAGCAACUUUGCCAGUUUUGUGCGGCAGUUGAACAAAUAUGACUUCCACAAAGUACGGCAUAACAACGAAGAAGGCGGCGCAUCGCCAUACGGUCCUGGGGCAUGGGAAUUCAAGCAUCCCGAUUUCAAAAUGAACAAUAAAGAUGCGCUGGACAACAUCCGGCGAAAAGCUCCAGCACCACGAAAAGCAAAUACGGGUAAUGAUGGUGAACUGCUGCCCACUCAGCAAGUUGAUAUGAUCAACACACAACUAGUGGCGACCCAGCAGCAACUGCAACAAUUGCAGGAGAGAUACAACGACCUCAACAUGAACCAUACGAUCAUGAUGCAGGAAUUAAUUGGAGUGCAGAAAACUGUCGUCAACCACGAGCACGUGAUGCAAUAUGUCAUGAACUUUCUGAAUACUGUCGAUGCGCAAAGACGGAGGGAAAGCCGGAUCGUCAAUCCAAAUCCUUUUGCGAACGCAAACGGUGUCAACGGGGGCACUCCUGGGAGCACGAGCAAUUCGCUACCACCUCCAGAAGACGACGUGCCUGCUUCGCCGUUACAGCAUGCCUCGAAACUGCUCGAGCAGGUGAAUGCCGACCACAUGCUGAAUACCCGGAACCUGGAACAGAUGAACGAGGCGGCGAUACGAAUGAAUGCAACGCUCACCACACCACCUCCGGACCAUCUGUCACGAAAUGGCGGCACACGUUCAUCCAGUCGCGGCGCACAACCACACUCUGCAGCCUCAUCGAGCUCCCACGGCUAUGAUUUGGACACGCUGGUAUAUCCAAUCGGGCAAAAUCCUCAAGGGAUUGAUCCAAUGUACGGCGACCACGUCAAUAACAUUCCAUAUCCGCUGCCGGCGAAGGGGCCUGAUGGUAAUUAUCACCAACCAGCGCAGCAGCCUGACAUUCGCAAGAAGAGCGCCCAAUUCGAUCCAGGUUGGACGCGCACGCCUCACAUUCUCCUGGUUGAAGACGAUGGAACGUGCAGACGCAUUGGUGGAAAGUUCUUGUACUCUUUCGCCUGCAAAGUUGACACUGCGCUCGAUGGACUGGAAGCAGUCAAUAGGCUCAACUCCGGCGCGAAGUUUGACCUUGUCUUGAUGGAUAUCAUUAUGCCUAACCUGGACGGAGUCUCUGCUACGCACUUGGUUCGCCAGUUCGAUAACGCGACGCCAAUCAUCGCCAUGACUUCGAAUAUCAGAAGCGACGAUAUCUCGAUGUACUUCCAGCAUGGGAUGAACGAUGUCCUUCCGAAGCCUUUCACGAAGGAGGGUCUGCUCGCGAUGCUGGAGAAACACUUGUCUCAUCUAAAGAAGAACAACCAAGGUCUGGAGCCGAUGGCACCUCCUUUGAAAGCCACCAACCGCAGUCUGAAGAGCGAAGAGUCGCCAGCCACGUCUCCCGCAACGAAUAGCAAUUGGAACUCGCCAAACCAGUUGACAGCGGGCUCACCAUCUGGAAGCAAUCUUGGUGACGAUGCAUACAACAUGUCCACGCCGUAUGCGCAGCCCGUACUUCACGCCCCAUCGACUCAGAUGUAUGCGCCUGCAGCGAGUGGAAUGCUGCCGCACCAAGUGGCACAAAGAAGACCCAUCGAUAGCAUCACUGGUGGGCCUGACAUGGGCAUAGAUGCGAAACGCCAGCAGAUGUUUAAUCCUUCCAUGGGACAAAUACCUGCACCUCACAUGAUGCAACAACGGCCGCCACGGUGAUCCUGGUCGCGCAGCGUCCUGAUUGGCCUGAUACCCUGUACAUAUGUAGAUACGUUCAGCGACAUUGCUGAUUUGCCUCUGGGGAAGUUAUGUGGCUCGGCGCGGAGCACUGGAGAAAGGAUUUGGUUUGAAGUCUGGCUGCGGUUCUGGUGGUGAACCGAGGGGAACUUUGACGUUGGAAAAGGCGACAUCAGUUGCAAUUGGACUUGUUGCUUGCUCGCUUGGUUGCUUGCUUGUUGGCACUGGACAGGGAAAUUUGUUCCAGGUAAUGAUGCUCAAGGAGCCGCUAGGAAAGGAAGUGCCGUCGCUGGGCAUGGCGAAGUGUCCCGAGUUCGACGAGGAGAGAGUGUGAAUGAGAAUUAUUCUUAUCUUUAGGUAGCUGCGUGCCAAUACCAAGGCAG